AACCAAGACAAAGUGAAGUCGUAAAGUCUUUAGUAACAAGAAAAGGAAAAAGGCGAGAAAAAAAAUAUCUCAGGACAAACACAAAAGACAACAUACAAAAGUUAAUUAAAACCAAAACCAACCAGCCCGAAAGAGAACAAACGAACAGAAUCAGUUUGUAUGUGUUUGUCAAGGUGACGGAACAACAACAAACAGGCAACAACUACAACAAAAAAAAACAAAAAAACUCUUAAGACUUCCCAAGUGACCAGCAUGCCCAACAUGAAUCUGAAGAAGCUUUGGCGUAAGAAAAGUGUGACAAUCACCGAGUAUGACCCAACAUACAAGGUCGUGUAUCUGGGCAACGUGCUCACGGGAUGGGCCAAGGGUGACGGGUGCGUGGACAAGCCGCUGUCUACCCUAUGGAGGAACUAUUGCCAAAGCAGUCGCCAAGACAUCGCUAUGAAGGUGACGAUCUGCGGCGCGGGCCUGCGCGCCGUGACCCGCGAGCAUGGCCUCACCGAGUACUGGGCGCACCGCGUGACGUACUGCGCGGCGCACCCGGCGUACCCUCGGGUCUUCUGCUGGGUGUACCGUCACGAGGGCAGGCGGCUGAAGCAGGAGUUGCGCUGCCAUGCGGUGCUCUGCCCGAAGACUGAGAAAGCUGAGGCCAUGGCCGCCCAGCUGAGAGUGCGGCUGGCGUCGGCGCUGCAGGAGUUCCGCCGAGAGAAGGUGGUGCGCCAGAACGCCCGCCUGUCCCUCAUGCACGCCAUCUACGACUCGGCCGCCAUCCCGCGGCGCCGCCUGCUGCUCUCCACGGGCGCCGCCAACUACCGGCCUCCGCUGGAGCGGUCGAAGAGCGCGCCCAAACUCGGCGCCAUCGAGGAGAGCAUCGAGGAGGAGGAGGAGGCGGAGGCGCUCGACAGCGACGUGGACGACAUCGACGAGCUGGACGAGGCCGCGUCGGUGCACCUGCAGCCGGAAGACGUGGGGCUGUCGAGCGCCGUGUCGGAAACCACGUCGGACAUCGUGGUGGAUUACGACUCGAGCAGCGAGGUGGCGAGCGCCGGCCAGGAGAGGCUGACGCUGGAGGAGGACUUCGACGAGGGCAGCGCCAACUUCUCGCACUUCUGCCACUCGGACACGCCCCUCUACUGCCCCGUGCCCCCGCUGUCGCCGAUCGGCGAUGCGAGCGAGGUCCACGAGCCAGGGGGCGGGGGAGGUGGUAGGGACGCAGGGACGAUGAUGGGGGGCCCAGGGGACGUCUCGACGACCAGCGGGAAGGACCUCGGCCUCCUGGCGUCGCUCACGGGGGAGCUGAGUCUCGCUCCUCCCGCCGAAGAGUCGCUGACGUCGGACCAGCCCGAGUCCCUG
Penaeus indicus is the source of this 1353-nucleotide messenger RNA. RefSeq names its product protein FAM43A-like. The annotation marks the transcript as partial. Lineage: Eukaryota; Metazoa; Arthropoda; Malacostraca; Decapoda; Penaeidae. The transcript has 4 exons. The record is from RefSeq and is a predicted model, not a curated record.